This is a messenger RNA of Mytilinidion resinicola, 1996 nucleotides long. RefSeq lists its product as uncharacterized. Gene Ontology annotation, biological process: ubiquitin-dependent protein catabolic process; regulation of protein catabolic process. The coding region runs from base 107 to 1606 and encodes 499 amino acids. Gene Ontology annotation, cellular component: proteasome regulatory particle, lid subcomplex; proteasome complex. Gene Ontology annotation, molecular function: enzyme regulator activity. The record is from RefSeq and is a predicted model, not a curated record. The transcript is spliced from 2 exons. Lineage: Eukaryota; Fungi; Ascomycota; Dothideomycetes; Mytilinidiales; Mytilinidiaceae.
CAUCACGCCUAGCCCCAACCACCUCCACCGUCUCUGUCACAUCGAACUCCAGCUCUUCCAUUUGUUCAACAUCACCCGGGCCAGCUCCGUUUCUUUCUCGUCCAGCAUGGCGGUCGACACCAUGGAGGUCGAUCAACCCGCCGUCAAGCCCGAUCAGCCCGUCAAGGAUAUCCGCAGCAACUUCGCUCUCCUAGAGCGCGCUGUUGCUCAGUUCGAUAGUCGUUUCACGCUCCGCGCCCUUCGGUCGAUAUCGUCCAUCCGUAAAACUUUGGACGCCCGCAUCCUAUGCUCUGUCAUAGUGUUGACAUAUCUUCCGAGUAACCCAACAGCCCGCAUUUUGAUCGAGGCAACCGGGCUAGAUGGCGAGGAGAUAGGUCGCGUUGUCUCCCAAUACAAGGAAGAGCUGGCGAUUCUGAAGGGAAAUCCGAAGGAGGUCAUCCCGGAGAUUGAUGUCUACAUAGCCAUCUUGAUCCAGGUCUAUCUCUAUGAUGCCAAGGAGUUUGAAGAUGGCGCCGAAUUCUCGUCGACUCUAGUAGACAAGAUCCGCGAACUCAACCGAAGAACGCUCGACUCCCUUGCCGCAAAGUCCUACUUCUACUUCUCUCUAUUCCACGAGGAACUAGAUCCCAAGCCUCCAUCCAAGCAAUCGCCCGUCAUAUCUAUCCGUGGUAAGCUUCUCGCGGCGUUGCGCAGCUCAGUGCUCCGUAAGGACCAGGACACUCAGGCUGCCGUGACGACUCUCCUCCUACGGAACUACAUCUCGACCGCCGAUAUCACACAAGCCGAUCUGUUGGUGGCGCAGACUCAGUUUCCUUCGACUGCUCCCAACAACCAGGUUGCCCGUUACCUGUUCUACCUUGGACGCAUACGAGCAAUCCAGCUGGCGUACACGGAAGCGCACGAACAUCUAAUCAGCGCAACCCGAAAAUCGCCAACCAAUGCCGUGGCUUCAGGCUUCUACCAGGCGUCGACGAAACUGCUCAUUGUGGUUGAGCUCCUUAUGGGUGAUAUCCCUGAUCGCGCCGUGUUCAGCCAGCCGAACCUCGAGAGCGCACUGGAGCCGUAUUUCCGCCUUGUCCAGGCCGUCAGAGUCGGCGAUCUCCAGGGCUUCCUGAAGGUCGUACAGACAUACUCUUCUGUUUUCCACCGCGACGGAACCUACACCUUGAUCCUUCGUCUCCGCCAAAACGUCAUCAAAACUGGCAUUCGCAUGCUGUCUCUCUCCUACUCCCGAAUCUCGCUCCGCGAUAUCUGCAUCCGACUUGGACUUGAAAGCGAGGAGUCGGCAGAAUACAUCGUCGCUAAGGCUAUCCGUGACGGCGUCAUAGAGGCCACUAUCGACCACGAGAAGGGCUAUAUGCAGACCAAGCAAGCGGGGGAUGUUUAUGCCACUCGCGAGCCCGGCGAAGCCUUCCAUGACCGCAUCCGCGCAUGCUUGUCGCUACAUGACGAGUGUGUUAAGGCAAUGAGGUAUCCCAUGAACCAGCACCGUCUGGAGCUAAAGAACGCGCAAGAGGCGAGGGAGCGUGAGAGGGAACUUGCCAAGGAGAUCCAGGAUGGCGAUAUUGAUGAAGAUGAGGCUGCUGGAGACUAUGACGGGCUAUAGAGUUGGGCCUGGGGCUGGAUCGGCGGGAUGGAGGUGGGUGUACGAUACUAUCCCAUGGUCUUGUAGCAGACAAGUUCCGCGCUGAUAGUGGCGGCGGACAUCAAUGCAUAGAAGAAUUGCGAGGGCCUUAAUGAUAUACAAUCUCCCUGACCAUUUUAGGUAUUCUAUUCAGUGACACUUGUAAGAAAGAUGGGUGAAAACACGACCACACGCGCCGAGAGUACUCGCGAAACGGUCUACUCUGCGAAACACAGGUCCAAAAGCGUCUACACAGCCGGAACACAUCUGUUCAUAGCCACCACCGCCCCUCUUCCUGGCCCCUUUACUCUACUCCCUCAAAACAUAUGUAGAAAAGACGAUCGGCCUAUAGCCAGUAGAUAUACUUCAUCG